Messenger RNA from Bombus impatiens (common eastern bumble bee), 2375 nucleotides. RefSeq lists its product as uncharacterized. The coding region runs from base 47 to 1693 and encodes 548 amino acids. Gene Ontology annotation, molecular function: protein binding. The transcript has 8 exons. The record is from RefSeq and is a predicted model, not a curated record. Lineage: Eukaryota; Metazoa; Arthropoda; Insecta; Hymenoptera; Apidae.
GGUGAAUAAGCAUGCGCGUUUUUCUUACUAUGUAAAUGGCAAGAGGAUGAUGUUUUACAAAGAUUUGCAAGUGUUUUUCCAUUUUUUUACGGUUUUGUUAUACGUUUCCGGUGAAACAUUAAUGAGGAAAAAUGAAAAACGUACCAGCCUCAGAAACAAUUAUCAGAUGUGCCUCGACACUUUUAAGAUUCAAGAAGAUAAAAUUAUUCGAACGCAGGAAUCCUUAGACAUGGGUGCUAAAUAUUUGAAGGAAUUUGAGUUUAAUUCUAGAGAAGAAUGUUUAAAAUUCUGCUGUGAUACAGAAAGUUGUGACGUGUUUAUUUUUGAAGAGAAGAAUCCUGGAAGUUGUUAUCUUUUCCAAUGUGGCCCAUUGCAUGACUUCAAAUGUAAAUUUACAAGUCAUGCUAACUAUAGUAGUGCAGUUCGUAGUAGCUAUAGUACACAAAGCAAUUCACAACUGGAGAAGGAAAGUACGAUUUCUCAACAAGAACAUGAAUUGAAAUCUCUUAGGAAAUUAGCAGACCCAGCACCAGCAGAAUAUUCUUUCACAGAAUCCCCCAUGAAAUUAAUUGUAACAUUGGCACCAAAAUUAUCAUUAACAACAUCCCCACCUAUCAAACAGGUUUGUACUAAAAACCAAUAUGAAUGCAGCUUAUCUGGAGAUUGUAUAGCAAUAUAUAAUGUAUGUGAUGGUAUACCACAAUGUACUGAUGGAUCUGAUGAAGCAACAGAUGUAUGUCCCAUAGAAAAACCAACAAGUUUUCCUUCUAUAGCCCAAGGAGUUCAACCUCCACUACCAUACCAACAAAUGGUUGAUCGACAUAAACCCUAUGCUCCACUGUAUCCUCAUGUUUCAGAAGUUAAUUCUUGGAAAUUGCCUAAUUUAGCUCAGCAAAUGAUACCACCUCAGCUACUUCUAUAUCCAGCUCGUCAGAUGGAAGGUGCUCCAGGGUAUCAAUGGGAUUAUCAACCCAUAUAUGAUCGAAAUAAAGCCAUUUAUAAUUCUUAUCCUGAACAAAGCAAUCUAAAUCCUUCUGAACAUCAGUCACAUAUUUUCAAUCAUAAGGGAUUGGGUGUAAUAGGAGAAAAAGAAUCAGAUGGUAGUACAUAUAUGGAUGCAAAACAUCCAUACAAAACGUCGUAUUUCCUAUCAGCAAAUAGGCAAAACAAUCAGGUUUAUCUGUCUCCAUCUCCAAUAUCGAAUGUGCAACAGAAGCAAAUAAUGGAAACAGAAAAGGAUGUUAUUAUUACAACAACACCUGCUUGUGAUACAUCACAUGAACAAAAAGAUGUUUCAUUAAAAAGUCAAGAAAUCGGAAAAAUCGAUCAACAAGGGGAGAAACAUAUAGUACACGGAAAAGAAAUUAGUCAGAAUAUAUUAAAAAAUGAAACUCUGAAAUUUAGUCAUAUUCAAACAAAGGAAACAAAAGAACAUAAAAGUGUAAUAGUUAUAAAACAUCAUAGCAGAGAGCAUGGAAGAAAUACCUUAAUGGCAGAGCACUUGAAACAAGCAAAUGAAAAUGAAGUUUUGAGACCCAGGGGAGCAGUCAUAUCGUUGGCUUUAGGACUUACAAUAACAGCUAUUACAGCUACAUUAAUUGCUUGCCGAUUACGAGUCGUCCGAAGACGUGGAAGACGGCACGGACUAUAUGCUCAUGAUGCGGAUUAUUUAGUAAAUGGAAUGUAUCUCUAAGUGAGUAUACGAAUUUCUUUAGUCAAAGGAAUGUAGUGAUUUUCAUACUAUUUUAAGUAACAACACAAUAAAAAGUGUUUUGUCUUAGUAGUCUGAUUUUAAAACUAAUUAAAAAACGAAAAUGUUUUGAUUCAUAUUUAUUUUAUAUUUGUGAAAUUUGUUUCAUCAUCUUAUGUGCAAUAGAUAUUGUGUGAAAGUAAUUGUAUUAAAUUUGUGAAAAUUUGCUAUAAAAUUAUAAUUUUUACAACGAAUAUUUAAAGUAUUUUAUAAAAUAAAUUUUUGCUCGAGUAACUUACAUUUAUCAAAUUAGUAUCUUAAUUUGUAUAAUAAUAUUUGAUUUUUAAAAAAUAUUGACAAUAUAAAAAGAAAUCAAGAAUUUUCGAAUAGAAUGAAUUCUAUGAUAAAGCGCAACAUGAAAAUUUACUGUAUAAUUUGAAAAGGCUUUAAUAGAUUUAAUGGUGAAACUGUACACAAGCGAAUGUAAUACACAUGUAUCUUUAAUUCAGUGCAGCUGUGUUUGAAAAAAGAGAAAACUACCAGCUUAUAACAAAAUUAUAUUUAUAUAUAACUUUUACAAUCAUACAAUACAAAGGUAUAUACGAUUCUUAAUAAUAGAAUCACUGUUUUCAAGAUUAUAGUAACUAGCUAUUCUAAAAAAAUUGUUACUAUGUCGUUUUUAUAC